AUGUUCACCUUCUGCAUCCAAAAGGACACGAUCAAGGUCGAGCCGCGCGACUUUGACAAGGAGCCUGCAGAGGCGAUCAGGGAGGAGAUCCACAGGCGGUACGCGAACAGGGUCAUCCCGAACGUCGGCUUGUGCAUCUCCCUCCUCGACAUCCUCUCCUCCACAGAAGGCGCAGUCCUGUACGGCGACGGCUGCUUCUACUACAAGUGCGAAUUCCGAUUGAUCAUCUUCCGACCAUAUAUCGGCGAGGCCAUCCUGGGCAAGGUCAAGUCGCAGAGUCCAGAAGGAAUCGUCGUAACGGUCGGCUUCUUUGACGACAUCCUGAUCCCUCCAAACUUGCUUCCCGACUACUCUGCCUUCGACCACGACCGACGAGCAUUCUUCUGGCUCCCCUCAGACGGCACCGAGCCGCACCGGCCAACAAUCAAAGACCUCCUCUCCUCUCCCGAAGACAGCAAGCUCUUCAUCGGUCGGAAAGACUGGAUCCGGAUUCGAGUCGAGGAGGAACACUGGGACGAUACGAGCCCGACGAGCGGGAAGAGUCAGCCGCCUGCUGCGGCUGGAGCACCGGGCGUGCAGGGAGAGCAGCAGCAGCCGAGUGUGAUGGAUACGGCGAGGACGAAUGGCAAGCCGCCUUAUUCGCUCAUUUGCUCGAUGGCAGAAGACGGAACUGGCGUCCUCGAUUGGUGGGACGAGGAGGCAGAAGAGUAG
Molecule: messenger RNA, 711 nt
Organism: Rhodotorula toruloides NP11
Lineage: Eukaryota; Fungi; Basidiomycota; Microbotryomycetes; Sporidiobolales; Sporidiobolaceae
Product: DNA-directed RNA polymerase III subunit RPC8
Exons: 7
Coding region: 1-711 (236 amino acids)
Biological process (GO): transcription initiation at RNA polymerase III promoter; DNA-templated transcription
Cellular component (GO): RNA polymerase III complex
Source: RefSeq, a predicted model, not a curated record